UUCACAGAGACUCGCAGUGUUCACACGUCUGUCUCGCUGCGGCUUUAAACGGAUUUUUAUCACCCACAGCAGCUGCUAAAUUAACUUUGAAAUGGCUGAUCAGCUGACAGAGGAGCAGAUUGCCGAGUUCAAAGAGGCGUUUUCACUCUUUGACAAGGAUGGAGAUGGAACCAUCACCACCAAGGAGCUUGGCACAGUUAUGCGCUCUCUGGGCCAGAACCCCACGGAGGCAGAGCUGCAGGAUAUGAUCAAUGAAGUGGAUGCUGACGGAAAUGGAACGAUAGAUUUCCCAGAGUUCCUGACCAUGAUGGCGCGGAAGAUGAAGGACACAGACAGCGAGGAGGAGAUCAGAGAAGCUUUCCGAGUGUUCGACAAGGACGGCAACGGCUACAUCAGCGCUGCCGAGCUGCGCCACGUCAUGACAAACCUGGGGGAGAAGCUGACCGACGAGGAGGUGGAUGAAAUGAUCAGGGAAGCAGAUAUCGACGGAGACGGACAGGUCAACUACGAAGAGUUCGUACAAAUGAUGACGGCGAAGUGAAGGCCUUGUACAGAUUUCGUAUAUAAAUAACUUGCCUUUUUUUUCUUUGUGUAAUUUAUCUGUAAAAUCUUAAUAGCCCCCAUUCGUCCCGCCCCUCCUGCUGUCCAAAGGAACUGCAUGUAAACUGCAUAGGCUCUUGUCCCCAUGUCCCUUUUCUUUUGCUGUCAUGGUGUUUUGGGGGUGACGGAACGGUCGUACAACCGGACGCCCGUGGAGGCCCCUGGGAGUCAGAACUUCGACGUUCCCCCGUCUCGAGUGCUCGGGGCCCCUCCACGCCUGGCGACAUUGGAAACCUGUCAGCCGCUGGUCACUUGACAAACGCUGGCAUGGAAGCAAUGUGGAGGAUUGAAACUCUGCAUGGACUAUGGACAAAGUAUAUAUGGAAAUCUCUCAGCAUUGCACUACUGCAAAAAAAAUGACACGGGUGUAUCUCCUCGGUACUCGUACAAACUCUUUUGUAUCUGCUGUUAAUCUUACCAUGCUUUUUAAUGUUUUACUCACUUUAACUUUUUUUUUGUUGUUUUGACCUCUGGUCAUGCCUCAAAUAAUCCAUUCCAAGUUGUAUAUUUUUGUUUUCCAAUAAAAUUUACAAUCUACCCAGA
Messenger RNA from Cololabis saira (Pacific saury), 1143 nucleotides. RefSeq names its product calmodulin 2a (phosphorylase kinase, delta) (gene calm2a). NCBI's taxonomy places the organism in Eukaryota, Metazoa, Chordata, Actinopteri, Beloniformes, Belonidae. The transcript is spliced from 6 exons. Gene Ontology annotation, molecular function: calcium ion binding. The record is from RefSeq and is a predicted model, not a curated record. Bases 92 to 541 code for a protein of 149 amino acids.